ACCCGGAAGAGCCGCCGACUCGAGCGCAACAGGCGGCCGAGCGGGGCUGCGCGGCGCCGACCGGGCCCGAGAUGGACAAGCUGAAGAAGGUGCUCAGCGGCCAGGACACCGAGGACCGGGGCGGCCUGGCCGAGGUCGUCGAGGCAUCUUCGUUAAGCUGGGGCACCAGAAUAAAAGGCUUCAUUGCGUGUUUUGCUGCAGGAAUUGUCUGCUCACUGCUGGGAACUCUUCUGCUCUGGGUCCCCAGAAAGGGACUGUACCUCUUCGCGGUGUUUUACACCUUUGGUAACAUCGCAUCGAUUGGGAGCACCGUCUUCCUCAUGGGGCCCGUGAAACAGCUGAAGCGAAUGUUCGAGCCGACGCGCCUGAUUGCGACUGUCAUGGUGCUGCUGUGUUUUACACUCACCCUGUGUUCUGCCUUCUGGUGGCAUAACAAGGGGCUCGCUCUCAUCUUCUGCAUUUUGCAGUCCUUGGCCCUGACGUGGUAUAGCCUUUCCUUCAUUCCGUAUGCAAGGGAUGCCGUGAAGAAGUGUUUUGCUGUGUGUCUUGCAUAACCCACGGUCCGUUUUUGCAAAGCUUUGGAAGAAGGCACCAUGCCCGGAAGCUGGUGGACGGUUUUGUAAAUACCUUCUAAACCUCUUGCAGACACGUGCCUUUUCUCUCGCAGCCGCGUGUUGCUUGUGAGCCGAACAUUGGAGGGCUGCUUUUGGAGGCAGUGUUGGUUUCGCAGACCCAAACGUCUAUAGCACGGUGUGAGAGAUGGGUUCUGGAUCUUAGGGAGUAGAAUAUUCCUCAUGCACCUGUUUCCCCUUUGGACGGUGUUCCCCUGGAGUCUCACAAAUAAAAACCUCGUUAAGCAGCAGCAGAUAAGCCUUGGGGAGCCCGUGAUCCCCAGGGGAUGACAGGCAGCGCCAUCAGAGAAGGCAGGGGUGUGACAAUAAGGGACAGAGUUUGGGGGUCAACAGGGACUUGGUAGACUUGCCCUCAGCGUGGAGACCAUUCCCCCCCCUCCCGCCGCCGCCGCCACCUCACACAGUGUGGACGUGCUUCUGGUCUGGGGUCUGGGAACCAGUGGUUCUCUGCGGUGACCUCUGUAUACAAACCCGUGGAAGGCCUGGUCGUGGAGUGACCUGGAAAAGGAGCGCUUUUUGGUGACACGUGUUGUUUUCAAAUCUGAACGUCAGCCUUCUUGGUCUUCUGAUUCCACACCUGACGAUGAUAUUUCAGUGCACACUCUUUUUCUCUUGAGGUUUCCUUUCUCCCCCUUACCCCACCCCCCAAUCUUUCCUCGUGACCUCUUAGAACUAGACUGGGGACAGAGCCGCGACAGAACACACACAGUUUGCUUUUGCACAAGAGCUGACAGGAGGUGAAAAAUCUCGCUGCUCCCUACUGUAUUUUUUGGGUUUUUUUUCCAUUAUCUAUAAAUGUUGCUUUUAAACUGAUCCCAUUUUCCAUUCUGCCCUGGAAUGGGGCCAGGGGUGAGUGGGUGGGAAGACAGAGCCCCACUGUGGGGCCCGCAGGAAGGAGGCACGCCUGCCCAGUGACCUUUAAACAAGUGCCAGUGUUUGCACUCGAGCCCCAGGCGCAGACACCGGGGCGGGACGCCGUGGACCGUCGGGUGGUUCCGUUGCUAGCCCCGUCUACACACAGGGUGCAUUGUCCCCUGGGCUUCGUCUGGUCCUCACGAGAGCCUGGUGACAAGGAGGUGAUGGUUCUGUCACUGGGCAGUCCAGGAAAGCAGGCUCAGAGAGGUUAGCAGAUUUCCCUAAAGCCACAGCCCGUGGCAGAACUGGGCCCGGAGCCUGGGUGCCCCAGCUCCAGUCUCCUCCACGACCCCGCGUUUCCCAGUGUGGCUCUGGAGGUGCCUCCUCUAACUGUUUUGCCUGUUCUGUUUUCACCAGCCAAGCCCGUGCCUUUUCCGGUCCCGUUCUCUUUACGUCACUGCACUGUCUCCUGCCCAGCCUCCCUUUGGGGAAGCUUCCUUCUGGAUCCGUAGGAUCUCCGUUGUUCCUUUGUGUGCCCUUUCAGCUCCUCCUCGCUGCCUGACCAUCAUAAAUACCCUGCCUUGAUGGCCAGAGUUCUUGGCAUUGCAGGGCCUCUAAAGCAAGCCCACAAGUGAAGUGUCUUCGGGGUCGCCUUUCUGUUCUCUACCCAGGUCUGGCUAGCCCACUCGGGUUCUGGCUCCGGGACCUCCAAACCAGAGGCUGUGAUGUCCACUCGUGGUCUUCUUGCUUGUGGCCAAUUGCUAAAUUCGUUCUCCUGUUGCAGCUGAGAAGCUGAGACCUCGGAGCUGCUAGCGUUUUCCUCCGAGCUGCGAGGUAUGAGCUGGCCCGACAGGGCCAGAGUGAGGGAGCCAGUCUUACCCAGUCCUCUCUAGGCUGUGGAGGGCACCCUGUUUUAUCCCAGGGUCCCUAACCUGCCUUCAGCCAGAAAGGGAAGUUAUGUGCUACCUUCUGGCUUUUGUGGAGCCCUUUCACGCCUGCGGCGGCUCCAGGAGGUCCCUCAGAUCUCAGAAGUGCUCCAAGAAGGGGCCCAGAAGAGGUCAGGGCUCCCUCUCUUCGGAGCUGAUGUGAGGCUAGCCUGUCUCUACGGGCUCCAACCAGCCUGGAGUAACUGAAAGGCUGAUCCCUGUGACCCUUUUCAAUGUCUGGACUGGACUUCGUGGGACACGAGGUCGAGACACCCUUUGAGAUGUCACCAGGGCUGUGUAGCUUGGUGGUAACGGAUGUGGGCUUUAACGGCCAACGGGUCUGUGUGUGUCGUGACUCAGUCACGUGCUGGUGUCAGGUUGAACAAGUUACUUGAGCUCCGUUCCUCACUUUGCUUAUCUGUUUAGAAACAAAGGAGAUAACAGUUCCCGCUGGAUCUUGGUAGUACAUCAGUGAGCUGUGUAUCAGGUGCUUAGCCCAGGGCCCAGGAUAGGUACAGGAUAUCUCUGUGAAAGGAAGGUAUUAUUACUUAAGUCCCAGAGAUAACAGGUGACCUUUGAAGGGGACGGGAUGAAUGUCCCUGACGGCUAACUUAUCUAAAAAAAUAUUUAUCUAGCAUUAUGUCUAGCACAGUAGACGUGGCCAUGCAUUGUCUCCUGUAAUAUUCGCAGUGACUUUGCAGGCUGGUGGCCCUGUUUCCGGCACCGAAGAGAAGGAAUAGCCUCAGGGCAGUGGUCCCUCCAGGUCUCACCAGUAGAGGGCGCGGGUUCUUGCGUUAAAGCACCUGCUAUGCCCUAACGUGUGGCCUGCGACCGGUUGGCGCGCACACAGCUCCGUCUGGACAGUGUCGGCAGCUUUUGGAUGAUCCCGUCUUUCAGAAUCUUCCAGACUCCUGCAUUUCCCUUCUGCCACCUCCCCCUUUGGUUUUCCCUACUUGUUUCUGCCCACUGCACUGUGGGAGGAAGAAAUCCAUGUCAGAUCCGCUGAAAUCUGUAACCAGGCAACAGUUCUGGUUGUAAGCACCCUCUUUGGGGGGGGCGAGUGGGGAAUUAGAGUUCAGACCCCAUGGCCGGCAGGCUGGCGGCCGUCUUGGCUUCCCUGCCUGCCGUCCUGCCUGUUCACUGCUGGGGGAAGCAGAGGUCGUUGCAUUUUUGGAACGAAGGGAACCAUUGAGGCCACUUUUUUUGCACCUGGGAAGUAUGGUCCCCAAGGGGGUGCCUCCAGCUGCAUGGGAGCAGUGCCCCCAGUGCCCUUACCUCUGCUCCCCAAGGCUGGACAGCCGUCCCCCCACCCUCGGAGCCUGCCGUUGGACCCCCUGCCGCCCGUCUCACCACCUAGGAGGUUUCCCUUCUGCCCACCGACAGUGCUCAGAGGCAGCUCUGGCUGCCAGAUGGUGUGUGUGGCCGUGCCCCGCCCUGGCCACUGCUGCCCGGGCCCGGCUGGCUGUUCCCUGGGAAAGUGGGACACCGUCCCCACCUGGGCAUUUCCACUGGGCUGCUGAUCUCAGUGCUCAGAGCCUCUCUCCCUCAUUGUUGUAUGGGGACUUCGUGGGGUAUCCCUCUGAGGGUCCCCUCCCUCCCGCCCCAAUCAGGGUGCGCUCAGGGAGCAGGAAAUCAAACCAUGAGAUGCAUCUAAAUCAAUUACUUUGGAUACUUCCAUUAGAAAAGGUGAGGAAGAAGUAAGGCACACCCUGGGAACAGGGUGUGGGAGAUACUGGUUUGGCCGCUUCUGCUUUUGAGAGCUCCAGGAGCGUGACAGGUGUGGCCGUGUGUCCCUUGGGGGACUGAGUUAGGAAACUGAACUCAGCCCUCGGGUUCCCGUGGCUGUGGGUUCCCUUUUCCGUGGGGCAGCCCACACCGGGGCUGGCUACCUCACCUCUUCCCUCCGACAACACCCAACCAGAGUCAGCUGCGGGAUUACAAAUUAGUUACAAGUUUACAACCCGUCCUGGACCUCGUUUUCAGCAAAUGAAAUGCUCAUUUUCAUUUUCAGCCAAUGAAGAAAACCCAUGUUUGUAGAUUUUUGGCAUAGUUUUCUUGAUUUUUAAAAUCUAAAAAAUGUUUUGGAUGUUUUAAGAUGUCCUGUAGUUUUUCUCAGAUAACAGUUUAUAAAAAGCUAACAGACCUACAUCUGAAGUUAAAUACAGAUUUAUAUCUGAAACUCUUGAUAGGAUAUUAACAAAAGAAUGUAGGAUGUUUGACUUUUUGGAAAUUCUUAUUGAAAAACUUGGGAGAUUAAAUCGCGUGCCUUUAAAUCACGUACCUUCUAAGUCACAGUUCAUGAAUUUUAUGAAAUUCUGAGAUCUGGGGCAUUUUUAGUCGAGUAAAAGGUGUUUUGUGGUUUAUUUGAGCCCGGUUCCUUCAGGGUAGGCUGUGUAGUCCCGUCUGGGCCGUUUCCAGUUCUAUCACAGGCCACCCUGCGAGUCCCUGCUACACCAGGCUUUGUUCUUGGUCGCUCAGGGAUUCGUGGUGCAGAAAGGCCUCACGAAGCUCAAAAACUCAUACUGGCAGGGAUCUGACCCUAAAGCUUGUGGGCAGAGCCUGGUGAGGCAGAAGGGAGCCGCGGGGCCCUUGUUCAAUGCACACCGACCAAAUACAAUUCCAUUCUUCCUAGCAGGAGCUGAUAGGCUGAUGAUGGGCUGAGAAGUGCACAAAACAUUUUCUGUGGACGGGAUGAGCUGAAAGCAGGCAAGAAGAGCGAGUUCACUAGGCAGGUGAUAGGUAGUCCUCUAGGACCAGAUGCGGCUAUUUGAAAUGAAAAGUCAGUCCACAGCAUUGUCGUAAACAGCUGAUGCUGAUGUGUGUAUUUACCACAAGGUAACCAAAAAACCUUCACGGACAAACAUUCCCCGAUUAAGGGGGCUGCCUGGCCUCAACAUCCUUGUGAGGUAUCCUUGAAGACCAAAUAAAGACGUAUCUGGGCAGAGUGUUGUCCUCUGUCUGUUGAACUUCCGUACUGCAGCUAGUGAGCCUUUACUUGUAAGUACAAGUGAAUCUUGGCAUUUGUUGGACACCCUAAAGGAGAAGUCUAGUUGACUUUCAGUUUCGUGGUCCUUCUGCUGUGAAGAGUGUUUGUCUUGCCUUUUUCAAUGUUUGCUUGACUUUGCCACUUUGAACAAGGAAAGGAAAAAUGUUAAAUCCUCCCAGCUCUGAUCUUUUGUGGCUUUUGUAAAUUCUGAUUGUGAAGCUGGGGAUAAAGAUGUUCAAAGCCCGUGGAUAAUUUACAUGCCUUCAGAACAUUGUGCCUGUUGUAAUACCAUGAGCUUUUAAAACACUUUGUUAAAACAUGAAUCGAUUUUUGCAAUUGUAUAGAGAUAUUCAACUAAUUUUGAAUGCUGCUGAUUGCAUAACUGAGUUUUUUAAAUCCAAAAAUAUAUUCUUGUCUGCUACUUUUCCUACCUUGAGAUUCUGUUUCAUACAAGUGUUUCUUUUUUUUGCUAAUGCAUUUCAAAGGGAAAGAAUUUUGUGAACGAUGAAGCUGUUUUUUCCCCCAAAGCAUUAUAAAACUGUUCUUAAUUUUUCUUCUCUUGCUUUUUGUUUCCUUCUCCAAUAAAUGAUUGCAUUAUGGUCUUUAAUAAAUCUAAUACUGUCUCGUA
Messenger RNA from Lynx canadensis (Canada lynx), 6027 nucleotides. RefSeq names its product SFT2 domain containing 2 (gene SFT2D2). The coding region runs from base 72 to 554 and encodes 160 amino acids. Gene Ontology annotation, cellular component: membrane. Gene Ontology annotation, biological process: vesicle-mediated transport. The transcript is spliced from 8 exons. The record is from RefSeq and is a predicted model, not a curated record. NCBI's taxonomy places the organism in Eukaryota, Metazoa, Chordata, Mammalia, Carnivora, Felidae.